AUGCUGAGGCAAAGCAACAGCGGCGAGCGACAGACAUCGAAUUCCGAGAAAGAGAAAGGACUGCAAAUAUGGAAGCUAUGCGAUAACGCAGCGAGACGGAUUAUCGGGAACUGGAAAGAUGCAAAUACUGAACCGGAGAAAGAUGAAGAAGAGGAUGAUGCUGAACCUCUUAACUCCGGUGCACAGGAAACUAUGUUUUCAGCUGAGGAGGCUCAGUGCGGUACAAGGAUGGCUCCUGCCGAAGGUCUUAGGCCUGUUUCGAUCGUUCUCGACGAAGAUACCGAAUAUCUUUCAUUCCCAGCAAUUUUUGGUGGGAAUAAACUGCAACCCGUCUUUCCAGGUCGUCCCAUGUCUUACUCGGAUAUCGCCAAAUCAUUUGCCAUGCGGUACGACCGAAGAGUAGCACAACGCCGCGAUUACUUACUCGUCAUGGCGAAGAAGACUGAGUUGCUGAGACUGUCUAGCAACAUGUCUUUAUGCUUGCGGAAAAAGAAAAUCCGCAAUCGCAAUGACAUCAACACCGCCAAUCUCAGCAACAAUGAUUUCAUCCACGGGCUUGUGCAGCACGAUGAUGCUUAUCGUGUUCUUGCAGGUGUCCAAAAUUCCUACACACAUUGGCACAAUGAAAAGCAGAAGGUGUUGGCAAUGGUAAGGCAGUUUGGACUGCCAAAUUUCUUCCUCACUCUUUCAGCGGCAGAGAAACAGUGCCCCGAACUUCUGCAAAUUCUGAAACGGGUUGUUGAUCACGAAAGCAUUAAUAUAGUAGAAGCACUUGCAUUACCAUAUGCUGAAAAAUCGAGGCUGAUUCAGUUGGAUCCAGUUGCCUGCCUUUUCAUCACUGGCUCUUUUGCUCCGCCGAAUAGACCUCAUCCCAAAGAUCCACUGCAACUGGAACUGCAGUGCCAGGAGCGGUGUUUGCUGAUGCCGGCAUUUAAAUUCCUGCAUGAAACACGUAACGUUGUGCAACGUGCAGUGCGCGGCAGAAAGAUGUUGCUGCUCACAGUUUUGGCAGUUAUUUUGUGGUUAAGUCAAAUUCAAGAAAGGAUUUGGAAAGUGAUUGCCAAAGAACGUCAAAAGUGCAAAAUUGUCUACGCGGGUGUCAUCUAA
Messenger RNA from Gongylonema pulchrum, 1107 nucleotides. The record is from the annotation of a GenBank genome assembly. Lineage: Eukaryota; Metazoa; Nematoda; Chromadorea; Rhabditida; Gongylonematidae.